AGAAUUACUUCUAUCAAAUCUACAACUCUAAGGGUAGACCAGUCAAUUCUCACAGGUGAAUCUGUGUCUGUUAUUAAGCACACUGACCCUGUGCCUGAUCCUCGUGCUGUAAACCAAGACAAGAAGAACAUGCUUUUUUCUGGUACUAAUAUUGCUGCUGGUAAAGCUAUGGGAGUGGUUAUUGCAACAGGAGUAAACACUGAAAUUGGAAAAAUUCGUGAUGAAAUGGUGGCUACUGAACAAGAGAGAACCCCGCUCCAACAGAAACUGGAUGAGUUUGGAGAGCAGCUGUCUAAAGUCAUCUCGCUUAUCUGCAUCGCUGUGUGGAUAAUAAACAUUGGUCACUUCAAUGAUCCGGUUCAUGGUGGCUCCUGGAUUCGAGGUGCUAUCUAUUACUUUAAAAUUGCUGUUGCUCUUGCUGUUGCUGCUAUUCCUGAGGGUCUGCCUGCUGUCAUUACCACCUGCUUGGCUCUUGGAACCCGGAGAAUGGCCAAGAAAAACGCUAUUGUUAGAAGUCUUCCCUCUGUGGAAACCUUGGGUUGCACCUCAGUUAUUUGUUCUGACAAGACUGGUACUCUGACCACGAAUCAGAUGUCAGUCUGCAGGAUGUUUAUCCUGGACAGAGUAGAAGGAGAUAGCUGUUCUCUGAAUGAAUUUACUGUGACUGGUUCAACCUAUGCUCCCAUGGGAGAAGUGCAUAAAGAUGACAAACUUAUUAAAUGUAGCCAGUAUGAUGGCCUUGUGGAACUUGCAACGAUCUGUGCGCUCUGUAAUGAUUCCUCUUUGGAUUACAAUGAAGCUAAGGGAGUAUAUGAAAAAGUUGGUGAAGCCACAGAAACAGCACUUACCUGUCUGGUUGAAAAGAUGAAUGUAUUUGACACGGACUUGAAAGGACUUUCUAGAAUUGAACGUGCAAAUGCUUGCAACUCGGUGAUAAAACAACUCAUGAAGAAAGAAUUCACUCUGGAAUUCUCGAGAGACAGAAAGUCUAUGUCUGUCUAUUGUACACCGAACAAACCAAGCCGCACAUCCAUGAGUAAGAUGUUUGUUAAGGGUGCUCCAGAAGGUGUAAUUGACAGAUGUACACAUGUCCGUGUUGGAAAUGCUAAAAUACCAUUAACCUCAGGGAUUAAGCAGAAAAUAAUGUCUGUCAUUAGAGAAUGGGGAACUGGGAGAGAUACGUUGCGUUGCUUGGCUCUGGCGACCCAUGACAAUCCACCCAGGAAAGAGGAAAUGAAUCUUGAGGACUCCUCAAAUUUCAUUAACUAUGAGACCAACUUGACCUUUGUGGGCUGUGUGGGUAUGCUGGAUCCCCCAAGAAUUGAAGUAGCUUCAUCUAUAAAGCUGUGCAAACAGGCUGGUAUUAGAGUUAUUAUGAUCACUGGUGAUAACAAAGGCACAGCAGUAGCCAUUUGCCGUCGCAUCGGUAUUUUUGUGGAAGAUGAAGAUGUUUCUACAAAAGCUUUUACUGGUCGUGAAUUUGACGAACUCUCGCUUGCUGCCCAGAGAGAUGCUUGCCACCAUGCCCGUUGCUUUGCUCGUGUAGAGCCUUCCCACAAAUCUAAAAUUGUUGAGUUUCUUCAGUCUUUUGAUGAGAUUACAGCUAUGACUGGUGAUGGUGUCAAUGAUGCCCCUGCAUUGAAGAAAGCAGAAAUUGGAAUUGCUAUGGGUUCUGGUACUGCAGUGGCUAAAACUGCUUCUGAAAUGGUUCUAGCAGAUGACAAUUUCUCAACUAUUGUAGCUGCUGUGGAAGAAGGACGUGCAAUUUAUAACAACAUGAAACAGUUCAUCCGUUACUUGAUCUCCUCCAAUGUUGGAGAAGUUGUUUGCAUCUUCCUGACUGCUGCCCUGGGUUUUCCUGAAGCUCUAAUUCCUGUCCAACUGUUAUGGGUAAACCUGGUGACGGAUGGUCUGCCUGCUACUGCUCUGGGCUUUAAUCCUCCUGAUCUUGAUAUCAUGAAUAAGCCACCACGCAACCCUAAAGAGCCUCUGAUCAGCGGAUGGCUCUUCUUCCGUUACCUUGCUAUUGGAUGUUAUGUUGGUGCUGCCACAGUGGGUGCUGCUGCUUGGUGGUUUAUCGCUGCUGAUGGUGGUCCAAGAGUUUCCUUUUAUCAGCUGAGCCAUUUUCUGCAGUGCAAAGAGGACAAUCCAGACUUCUCUGGUGUGGACUGUGUGGUUUUUGAGUCUCCAUAUCCAAUGACAAUGGCUCUUUCUGUACUUGUCACCAUAGAGAUGUGCAAUGCUCUCAACAGUCUAUCAGAAAAUCAAUCCUUGAUGAGGAUGCCCCCAUGGGAAAAUAUCUGGCUGGUGGGCGCCAUUUGCUUGUCCAUGUCACUCCACUUCCUUAUCCUUUAUGUGGAACCGUUGCCAAUUAUCUUCCAGAUCACACCUUUGAAUGUGACACAAUGGCUGAUGGUGUUGAAAAUCUCACUACCUGUCAUUCUGCUGGAUGAAACACUUAAAUAUGUGGCCCGUAACUACCUGGAACCUGCAAUACUGGAGUAAUCGCUUCCUAAACAAUUUUGCAGAAAUGUAAGGUUGUUUUGUUGCGUGCAUGUGUUUUUAGCAACACAUCUACCAAAACUUCUGCAUGUAUCAUGUGUAAAAGAUUCUUUGCUUUCCCUAAAACAAAACUCAUUGUGUUCUCUGUGGAAGAAACGUGUGGUACCAUUAGGACUUCAUUAUACAGACGUACAAACGUGCAAUAUAGCUUACCGAAUGGGAAACUCUCUCCAGGGAAGUUUGGUUUCUGUGCUGCACGGAGAAGAGUUUGUUUAUCCUUGAACAAGAAUUGUGGAGCUGUCAGCCAAUUUUCCAUAUUUCUGUAUGUAAAAUGUCAGUUUAUACAGUGUACAAUAUCAAAAUAAUGCAUGCCUUUGGUUGUAGACGAAUCUUUCUCUGUAUUGUAUCAUCCAAACAUACUACUCUCGAACAGCUUAUGUACAAUGCGAUCCUAUUUAUAAAAUUCAUCGAGGAAAAAAAAAGAUUACAGAUGAAUGUUAAGCCUCCAGUUCAUAACUUUGGAUUUUUUUUAUCAUGUGUGCAAAUCGACCUCUUUUGCACUGUAAUGUAACUUAUUUAAAUCUAAGGCAGUAAGACAGAUGUUGGUGCAAUACAAAAUAUUGUGAUGCAUUUAUCUAAAAAGCAACAACCGACUUUUAGCCAGUUACCACAACUGCAUGUAUGAUGACCUUUAGAAGUUGUAAAUAAAUUGUCUAUUUACAUGCUGACAGUAAGAAGCAUCACACCUAGUUUCAUUUGUAUCGGGUAAAUAAAUUUAUUCUACAAUACAUACUCUGCGUGUUAUUUGAUGCACUUUGUUUUCCGCAGGUACAUGCGUACGUACUUCAGCGCUCUCUUAUAUUAAGGCCAGGAUGACACUUACUAGCACCACCACCAUUGCAGUCUUUCCUCCUAGAACUAUGCAGAUGCCAGCUGCUCUCCGGCAGUAUUGACCUCCUCGCUGGUGUGAUUUUUUUUUUCUCUGUCCAGGGGCUUGUGUGUGUGUUUAAGGGACACUGUCAAGUACUUUGAUCACUCAGAUUUUUUUAAAAUGCUCCAUUGUUUGUAAAAUCCCUCUGAGAAACUUAAAAAUAAACAUUUCUUUCCCAA
Molecule: messenger RNA, 3612 nt
Organism: Antrostomus carolinensis (chuck-will's-widow)
Lineage: Eukaryota; Metazoa; Chordata; Aves; Caprimulgiformes; Caprimulgidae
Gene: ATP2A2
Product: ATPase sarcoplasmic/endoplasmic reticulum Ca2+ transporting 2
Exons: 16
Coding region: 130-2505 (791 amino acids)
Biological process (GO): calcium ion transport
Cellular component (GO): membrane
Molecular function (GO): ATP hydrolysis activity; ATP binding; P-type calcium transporter activity
Source: RefSeq, a predicted model, not a curated record